AUGUCAGGUUCCAACACAACCAAGUUUACCAACCCCUCCACCUUCAUCCUGCUGGGAAUUCCUGGCCUGGAGUCAGCCCACGUCUGGAUCUCCAUCCCCUUCUGUACCAUGUACGCUAUAGCCACCUUGGGGAACUUUUCCAUCCUGUUCAUUGUGAAGAGGGAGCCGAGCCUCCAUGAGCCCAUGUACUAUUUCCUCUGCAUGCUGGCCAUCACCAACCUGGUCGUGUAUAUGUCCACCCUGCCCAAAAUGCUGAGCAUCUUCUGGUUCCAUGCAAGGGAGAUCGAUUUCAGUGCCUGCCUCACCCAGAUGUACUUCAUUCUCAUCUUCUCAGUGAUAGAGUCUGGUAUCGUCGUGGCCAUGGCUUUUGAUCGCUACGUGGCCAUUUGCAAUCCCCUGAGAUAUUCCACUAUCCUGACAGACUCCUUUGUGGCCAAGAUCGGCCUGGCCGUGGUGCUGCGUGGCAGCAUAGUCAUACUGCCUUUUCCCCUCUUAGCGAGGCAGUGGCCUUAUUGCAGAACCAACAUCAUCCCCCAGCCGUACUGCGCACACAUAGCUAUGGUGAACCUGGCCUGCACCGACACCCAUGUCAGUAGUUACUAUGGGCUUUUUGUGCUUUUCUGUGUGAUGGGUCUGGAUGGGAUUUUUAUUGCCCUGUCAUAUAUCCAGAUUCUCAGGGUCAUUUGCAGCCUCCCCACUAAGGAUGCCCGUCUCAAGACUUUGGGGACCUGCGGCUCCCACCUUUUUGUCAUUUUAGCCUUUUACAUCCCAGGUCUCAUCAUCUCCCUCAUAUACAGAUUUGCCCAAAAUAUGCCCCUGCAUUUCCAUGUUCUCAUUGCUAACGUGUACCUCCUGCUGCCCCCCUUGCUAAACCCCCUCAUCUAUGGGGUGAGGACCAAACAGAUCCGGGACAGGCUGCUCCGGCUCUUUACUCAU
Mauremys mutica (yellowpond turtle) is the source of this 936-nucleotide messenger RNA. RefSeq names its product olfactory receptor 52R1-like. Lineage: Eukaryota; Metazoa; Chordata; Testudines; Geoemydidae. The transcript has a single exon. Gene Ontology annotation, molecular function: olfactory receptor activity; G protein-coupled receptor activity. Gene Ontology annotation, cellular component: membrane. The annotation marks the transcript as partial. The record is from RefSeq and is a predicted model, not a curated record. Gene Ontology annotation, biological process: G protein-coupled receptor signaling pathway.